Messenger RNA from Penicillium verrucosum, 690 nucleotides. RefSeq lists its product as uncharacterized. The transcript has 2 exons. The coding region runs from base 1 to 690 and encodes 229 amino acids. Lineage: Eukaryota; Fungi; Ascomycota; Eurotiomycetes; Eurotiales; Aspergillaceae. The record is from RefSeq and is a predicted model, not a curated record.
AUGUCUCAAACUGUUAGUCAGGUCACCUUCUUCCGUGUCAAACCCUCCGUCAGGCCCGAAGACCCGGACAGCGAAGAAGGCGAGGCUCUACUGAGGAUCUUCCGCACAACUCAACACCAAAGCGGUCAUGAGUACUCAGCCUGGGGACGCACAGCCGAAGACAAAGACACCAUUGUCUGGGUUGUAGAUUGGACCGAUCCCCGUAGCACAAUAAAUGUCCACCUCCUCGAGCCCUUCCUGGACCCAGAAAAUCCCCAGACACCAUCGUCGCUCCACAUCACCUUCAGCCCACCACUCUCCUGCACAGAAACCCUGACCAAAAACCCUGUGACGGAGCUAUGCACGCUACCAUUCCCAAGCGAUCUUGAUGUGCUAGCAGUAAAGCAGAUUAACGCGGACUUGAUUAAUUUCCGCACUACACUGGUCGAGCAGCUGCCACAAUUAGCGGGGCCACGGUCGUGGUCAAUGGGGCAUGUUGACCGGCCGAGUAAGCUGCCGCACGAGAAGAGUCCGAGUGGGCAAGCUUUCGCCCACCUCCUCGCUGUUGGCUGGGAAAGUAUGGAGACGCAUCUCAAGGCCAAGCAGACGGAUAAGUUUAUUCAGAGUAUUGCGCCUCUGAGGGAGAAGAUGCUGGCUCCUAUUCCUGGGUUGGAGAUGAAACAUGUCAGUUUUCAAAAGAUUGAGGGUUAG